Messenger RNA from Penicillium roqueforti, 1629 nucleotides. RefSeq lists its product as uncharacterized. Gene Ontology annotation, molecular function: transmembrane transporter activity. Gene Ontology annotation, biological process: transmembrane transport. The record is from RefSeq and is a predicted model, not a curated record. NCBI's taxonomy places the organism in Eukaryota, Fungi, Ascomycota, Eurotiomycetes, Eurotiales, Aspergillaceae. Bases 1 to 1629 code for a protein of 542 amino acids. The transcript is spliced from 7 exons.
AUGGCCGAGACGAAAUCUUCCAAUUUGGAAAAUCAAGAUGGCGUCGAGAUGAGUGCUUCCAUCCAUAAUACAGAGCUCAAGCGCCAAUAUCCUUCGGGCCUGGCGGUCACUCUUAUCCUGACAUCAGUUACUCUGGCCUAUUUCCUCUUUUUCCUUGAUCUUGCUGUCAUUUCCACGGCCACUCCAGCCAUUACUUCUCAGUUUGACUCACUAGUGGACGUCGGUACAUUUCAGCCCUUGAGCGGCAAGAUUUACAGCCGAUUUUCCAUCAAGUGGACCUUUCUUGUCUUUUUCGUCAUCUUCGAAGUCGGAUCUGCUGUAUGCGGAGCAGCGCAUUCUUCGGCCAUGUUCAUCAUCGGCCGUGUUAUCGCGGGUGUUGGGUCUGCUGGUGUGGCCAACGGUGCAGUAACAACCAUCUCCGCCGUCCUCCCAACACAAAAACAGGCCCUUUUUAUGGGACUCAACAUGGGUAUGGGCCAGGUGGGCCUUGCAACGGGGCCUAUUAUUGGAGGCGCUUUUACCACGCAUAUAUCCUGGCGGUGGUUGCCCGAGCCAAAGCCUAAGGAUCCGCCCCUGCAGAUUCUUAGCUCUGCCAUCAAAUCUCUAGAUCUCCCAGGAUUCAUGCUUAUUUGCCCGGCCGUCGUCAUGUUCCUCUUAGGGCUUCAGUUUGGCGGUAACGAUUAUGCCUGGGAUAGCUCGGUUGUGAUUGGCUUGCUAGUCGGCGCUGGCGCUACCUUUGUUGUCUUCCUUAUCUGGGAGUGGAACCAAGGGGACAAUGCUAUGGUGCCACUUGCUAUGCUUAAACACCGAGUUAUUUGGUCGGCUGCACUGACAAUGUUCUUUAGCUUGUCUAGUGUUCUUGUUGCUGAUUUCUACAUUGCAAUCUAUUUUCAAGCAAUCCACGAUGACACGCCUCUAAUGAGCGGUGUUCACAUGCUCCCAAUCACCCUCAGUAUCGUCCUAUUCACUAUGGUUUCAGGCACCCUAAUUUCCGUUUUGGGCUACUAUCUCCCAUUUCUUCUUGCGGGGGGUGUGAUAUCAUCUAUUGGUAAUGGACUCUUGUCGACAUUAGGUGCUACCACUCCGGUUGCAAAACGGGUUGGGUACCAAAUUCUUUACGGUGUUGGAAGCGGUUGCACGACUGCGGCCCCCUAUAUCGCUAUACAAAGCCUCGUGGCUCCAGAGCAGAUUCCCCUUGCUAUGGCCAUUAUCAUCUUCUCGCAAAAUAUUGGUGCCGCCAUCUCUCUGAUCGCUGCGAACGCUAUCUUUAGCAAUAGCCUUCGUUCGGAGCUUCAAAAACGCGCUGCACAGAUUAGCGUUUCUCCAGACGCCAUUAUCAAUACUGGAGUCCGCUCCAUCCGUGGCCUGGUGUCUGGCUCCGAGCUGGCCGCUGUGCUCGCAGCCUACGCCAAAAGCAUCGACAAAGUCAUGUAUCUCGGUAUUGCUGUCAGCGUCGCCGUUGCAUGCCUCAGCAGCACCACUGCCAAUUGUGUAGGCGCCAACCAGCUUGUGGCCUUGCAGAGCAACGAGGAGGUCCUUGACCAAACUUUUGCUCCUGUAGUCGAAGACUUUAGUGGCACCGAGACCUUUGAACAGGAAAUGGCCAAUGGUUUGAAGAUGUACUACUAG